UUUGCAAAAUGGGUUUGCAUCAAACCUACAGUUACAUGGUGAAACUAAAUAGUUAUCUUUAUGUCGUGUAAUAUGCAGAAAUUUAGUUGCCAACAUCUUCACCAUGGAAUCUUCAAACAACAGUGGCUUGCCAUCAGGACUCAAUUGUCUUCAACGGAAUUUUCCUUGCAAUCGUGGUUCUGGAAGAUAUUAUAACUUUGGAAUUAAGUGUGGUGGUCCAGAGAUUAAAUCCUCCGAUGGAAUUGUGUUUGAGAGGGAUAAUGAGAUUCUUGGCCCGGCCUCAUAUUUUGUGACUGACACAAAUAGGUGGGCGGUCCGUAAUGUUGGAUAUUUUGUUGGGAACAAUAAUCCUCAAUAUACCAAGAAGUCAUCAUCUCAAUUUACAAACACUCUAGAUUCAGAGUUGUUUCAGACAGCACGAAUCUCUGCUUCCUCACUAAGGUACUAUGGAUUGGGGCUCGAGAAUGGCAAUUAUACUGUGAGCCUCCAAUUUGCAGAAAUUCAGAUUGAUGAUUCUACCACAUGGCAAAGUCUCGGGAGACGGAUUUUUGAUAUAUAUGUCCAGGGGAAUCGUGUUUUUAAGGAUUUUAACAUACUGAAGGAGGCAGGUGGUUCCUCUAGACAAGCUGUUAGGAAAGAUAUUACAGCCCAGGUGUCUGAAAACUACCUUGAAAUUCAUCUAUUUUGGGCUGGAAAGGGGACUUGCUGUAUACCAUUUCAAGGCACAUAUGGACCUUUGAUUUCAGCAAUCAGUGCUACUCCAAAUUUCAAACCUUCUGUUAGUAAUAAGCCUCCGAGCAGCAGCAAGAACAGAACUGGUCUGAUUGUAGGGGUUAUUGUUGGUGUUGGAGUUGUCAGCUCUCUGUUUCUUGCAGCAUUCUUCAUUUUUGGGAGAAAGCCAAAAACCAAUGAAGAUGAAGAGCUCCAAGGAAUAGGUGUCAGACCAUAUACCUUCAAUUAUGCUGAACUAAAAUCUGCUACAGAGGAUUUUAAUCUGGCAAAUAAGCUAGGAGAGGGAGGAUUUGGACCUGUCUAUAAGGGAAAACUUAAUGAUGGGAGAAUCAUUGCAGUGAAGCAAUUGUCUGUGGCAUCACGCCAAGGCAAGAGCCAGUUUGAUACAGAAAUAGCUACUAUAUCUGCUGUGCAGCAUCGCAACCUUGUCAAACUACAUGGUUGCUGCAUUGAAGCAGAUCAACGCCUGCUUGUUUAUGAGUAUCUUGAAAACAAGAGCCUAGAUCAGGCACUAUUUGGAAAAGGAAGUUUGAAUCUGAACUGGCAAACACGUUAUGAUAUAUGCUUGGGAGUAGCUAGGGGUCUGGCUUAUCUUCAUGAAGAGUCAAGGCUUCGAAUUGUACACAGAGAUGUGAAGGCCAGUAAUAUUUUGCUGGAUUCUGGUCUGAUCCCCAAGAUUUCUGAUUUCGGUCUAGCGAGACUUUAUGAUGAUACAAAGACCCACAUAAGCACCCGUGUUGCUGGGACAAUUGGGUAUCUUGCACCAGAGUAUGCAAUGCGUGGACACCUUACUGAGAAGACUGACGUGUUUGCCUUUGGUGUUGUGGCUCUAGAAGUUGUCAGUGGGAGACCUAAUUCUGACUUGAGCUUGGAAGGAGAGAAGAUGUAUCUUCUUGAAUGGACAAUUCCAAUGCAAAGGCCAUCAAUGUCUCGUGUGGUGGCUAUGCUUUCUGGAGAUACUGAAGUGAGCAGAGUAACUUCAAAGCCUGGAUACUUGACUGGGUGGAAAUUUGAUGACACAACAAGCUCUAUGAGUGAUCAAGCUACAAGAGCAGCUGAUACCAGCAAUAAUACCACAUCAACAAGCACAAGUAUGGUGGCUGACGUAGAUAACCUGCCAGAAAAGGCUACUAAACCUAUGCUUCAUAAUAUUUUGGGAUAGGGCAGGUGAUUUCAUAAUCCUAUCCAUUCAUCUAUUCUUAUUCUUGAUUACACAGAUUGUAUAUUAUUGUAGAAUUUGAGUGGCAGCCAUUUUCUGUACGAGUUUUCUGUUGUUCCUCAAAUCAAUUUAGUUUCUGUUAAACCAUACAGAUGGUGAAUAUCAAGGCCAUGUCUAAGGUGAAUAAAAAUAUGAAAAUCUU
Messenger RNA from Rubroshorea leprosula, 2093 nucleotides. Lineage: Eukaryota; Viridiplantae; Streptophyta; Magnoliopsida; Malvales; Dipterocarpaceae. The record is from the annotation of a GenBank genome assembly.